AUGUCGUCACGUCGUAGAAAGGCGCUUCGCCGCAAUAUGGCGAUCUCGUCGUCGUCCGAAGAGGAUGGCGAUCUUGUUCCUCUCAACGAACCUGAAUCCUCAAAAUAUGUUGAGGAUACCAUGUCACCUACAGUGGCCCCAGAUACCCAGGCCGAGCACAUGACGCUCCGUAAGAACGCAUGGAAGGGUACCCGAGCUCGCCCUCAGGUGCCCUUUGGAUCAGGGAAACAUCGACCCGUUACACCAGCGCCAGAUGGAUCUCUCGUCGACGCGGGCAAUGGAGCUGAUGCCGAGGAGGUGUAUGCUGAGCCUGAUCGACAGCGCGCAGCCAUGAUACUCAACAGAUUCCGAGACCUCAGAGUCAAAUCUCGGGAGAUCACGAACAUGGAGGGGGGAAAUUUGGAGAACCCACCGCCCCUGGACGAUCUCCUCUCAAUGCAACAAGUCGCCUCGAGGGUUCGCUCUGGAACUGACAUGGAUGCUGCACGACCACAAUUUCUUGUCGCAGACAGUGCUGGAGAGGCAAGCUCUCCAAGUGAGGAGUCCAAAGCCUCGUCAGAUAAAGGAGAUACAGCCUCUUCUAAGGACAAACAGCUCUCCGAAGCAUCGAAGGACAGGCUCAGCGCUGCCCAUGCUUCUAGUGUUCCAGUGCUCCAGGACUCGGAGUCAACCAGUGUCCCCGAACCAGAGCCAGAGGCAUCAUCUUUUCCGGAUACCCUGCAGCAAACACCAAAGCGCAUGAGGAUUCCGAGUCCCAAAAUGCAGCGGCAUUCUCCGCCAAAGCGCCAAAAGGGCCAAGACACCGACACCACCCAAGCCAGAACCGUCCGGGUAGUUGCACCAGCUGAAGAGACUGCAGCCCAACUCCGUUCCUCGCCCGUUGGAGCGGCGACAUCGUCCAUUACGCAUUCUCCUCGUCAGUCUACAAGUGUCUCAGAGGACACAAACGACUCGGCUGUGAUUAGUGAGCUCUCUCAUCGCCAUCACAUGAUUGGCGCGGCGAUCAUUCGUGGAGGUUUGAUUGCCACCCCCGGUGUCCGUGGGUACUUGGUCUGUAUGUACAUUGCAGUAAUCAACGGUAACAGGCCCGACUUCGAGUUUUUCCGUGCACCUCUACGCCAAUUGAUUGGGGACCCCGCGGACGCCGAUGCAGACUUCCGAUCAUCGUUGAAUGACUACUUGCCCACAGAGUAG
This is a messenger RNA of Thyridium curvatum, 1194 nucleotides long. RefSeq lists its product as uncharacterized. The record is from RefSeq and is a predicted model, not a curated record. The transcript has a single exon. Bases 1 to 1194 code for a protein of 397 amino acids. NCBI's taxonomy places the organism in Eukaryota, Fungi, Ascomycota, Sordariomycetes, Thyridiales, Thyridiaceae.